AUGCCCUCAGUCACCGACCAGACCGGUCUUUCUGGCCUUGAAUUUGAUGGACCACAACCUAUUUUGGGGACUGGUUUGAACGUCUCCCCCCAGAGGCAUCACCACACAAAUGGACACGAGUCUUCUGCAAUUGGGUCAGAAGGGAAUGCCUUCAGACAUCGUGUGCCCGCACCCAAGAAAUCGGCAGCCAGGUUGCCUACUCACCAGCCGGCUUCUCUAAGUAGUCAAACAUCCAGCGUUAUUACUGAGCCCGCGCAUCGCCUUGAAAAAGAUGGCAUGUCGAAAAAUGGCGAGGAAGACCCGCAGAAUAGCCUUUUCGCACAAGUCUACGAAUGGCUUCAGCGCGAAAAAUCCAAACGAAGGUCUCACAAGGCGACAAACUUAGCAGCGAUGGAUGGUGUCGCCAGUGAUGGUGACGACGAUGACGAUGACGGUGCUAGUGUCCUCGUGGAAAGACCUCUAUCUUCGGGUGCCGACGCCGCAAUGGCUCUCGACAAGCUGGAGAAGAUUCUCAUCCAGUACGCCACUUCCCGCCAGGGAACAGACUCUGUACAUUUCGCUCGACGAUCCGGUCGUCGGCGCCAAUACUCCAAGGGGUUGCGGAGGGGUUCUGCGUCCGAGUCCGACUUUUCGGACCACGAGGCAGCCGCCCCUAGCGUGGAUGCAGUGCUGGAUAACUCAAAAACCCUCGCAUAUAGCGGUGGUGGUGGUACUGAAGAUGACGACAAUGAGAACAGUGUCAGUGCGAGACGCGCAAAGGAUAAAGAAGCCUGGGCGCUGUUCAAGAGUGAAAUUCUUCGUCUCACUCACACCAUGCAGCUGAAAGGAUGGCGAAAGCUUCCCAUGGAACUUGCAGCUGAUAUCGGAGUCGUACGACUUAGUGGUGCCUUAACCAAUGCCGUAUAUGUAGUUACACCGCCACAGAAUAUCCCCGUGCCCAAGGCCGAAGAUGGAUCAUACUCACUGGUACCCAGAAAACCCCCACCGAAGCUACUGCUGCGUAUCUACGGGCCACAAGUAGAUCACUUGAUUGACCGAGAUAACGAGCUUCAAAUCCUCCGCCGUUUAGGCCGAAAGAAUAUUGGCCCGAAGGUGUUGGGUAUAUUCAACAACGGGAGGUUUGAAGAGUACUUCGAAGCUCGCCCACUUACACCCAAGGAGCUCCGCGAUCCUCCGACUAUGAAACAAAUCGCGAAGCGAAUGAGGGAGCUGCACGAUGGAAUCGAUCUCCUUGUAGAUGAGAGGGAAGGAGGGCCCAUGGUCUUCAACAACUGGGAUAAGUGGGUAGACCGCUGCGAGCAAGUAAUCAAUUGGCUGGACAAGGAGAUCCGAUCUGAGCACAACAAGAGCAAAGCAGCAUCCGAAGCGUGGCGUCGGCGAGGCUUUGUCUGCGGUGUUCCCUGGCCCUUCUUCAGAAAGGCAGUUGAAGGAUAUCGUAAGUGGCUUUUGUCCAGCUGUGGAGGCAUGGAAGGAAUAAAGCGACAGCUGGUGUUUGCGCACAAUGAUACUCAAUAUGGCAAUCUGCUUCGGAUGGAGCCCAGCCACGAAUCACCGCUGCUUCGGCCUGAGAACGUGCAUAAGCAGCUAGUUGUCAUUGACUUCGAGUAUGCGUCAGCCAACACUCCAGGAAUUGAGUUUGCCAACCACUUCACUGAAUGGUGUUACAACUAUCAUGAUGCGGAGCGGCCGUGGGCAUGCGACACCAGCCGCUAUCCGAAUCCAGAACAGCAGCAUCAGUUCAUUGAAGCCUAUCUGAGCCAUCGACCCGGAUUGCGCGAGCAAGCCUCCCCUUCCAUCACCCCGCUGAUGCGAGGCCUCUCUACCAACACUUCAUCACUAGCUCCGUUGAACCUGGAUGACGGUCCGGAUGUGGACGUGUCUUCUCGAUUCGAUAUCGAGAAAGCGCACGAAGACAGCACCAGCGCUAAGAUCCAGUUUUACGCGCGACAAACCAGGCUGUGGCGAGUACUCAACUCCGCGCAGUGGGUAGCCUGGGGCAUCGUGCAGGCCAAGGUACCUGGCAUGGAGGAGGGUAUUGCAGCAGAUGAAGCCGCAGCUAAAGCCCAAAACGGCCACCAUGGUACCAAUGGCAACGGUGUGCAUUCAGACGUGACAGCCGAAGUGAACCACUCCACUGGAACUCCGCCAGUCGAUGCUGAUGUGGACGAAGCUGAAGAGUUCGACUACCUUGCCUAUGCGCAGGACCGUGCAAUGUUCUUCUGGUCCGAUUUGCUGGCGCUGAAAAUCAUCCGGGAGGAUGAGCUGCCCGAAUCUCUGGUACAAGUGAUCAAAGCUCGCAUGAUCGACUACUAA
Messenger RNA from Aspergillus tubingensis, 2313 nucleotides. Its product is annotated as putative choline kinase. The record is from RefSeq and is a predicted model, not a curated record. The transcript is spliced from 5 exons. Bases 1 to 2313 code for a protein of 770 amino acids. Gene Ontology annotation, molecular function: ethanolamine kinase activity; choline kinase activity. Gene Ontology annotation, biological process: phosphatidylethanolamine biosynthetic process; phosphatidylcholine biosynthetic process. Gene Ontology annotation, cellular component: cytoplasm. NCBI's taxonomy places the organism in Eukaryota, Fungi, Ascomycota, Eurotiomycetes, Eurotiales, Aspergillaceae.